This is a messenger RNA of Danaus chrysippus (African queen), 1053 nucleotides long. The record is from the annotation of a GenBank genome assembly. Lineage: Eukaryota; Metazoa; Arthropoda; Insecta; Lepidoptera; Nymphalidae.
AUGGCACAAAAAAUAAUCCUGGCUGACGAGUGCACGGAGGCCGAGGGUCGAGCGUGGCACAUGAAACACUUCGCGUGCCAGGAAUGUUCACGGCAGCUGGGAGGACAGCGGUACAUCAUGAGGGAGGCCAGGCCGUACUGCCUGCCUUGCUUCGACAAUUGCUUCGCAGAAUACUGUGACGCCUGCGGGGAGCCCAUCGGCGUGGAUCAAGGUCAGAUGUCUCACGAGGGCCAGCACUGGCACGCCACCGAGCGGUGCUUCGCGUGUCACACGUGUAGAGCCAGUCUUCUCGGGCGACCGUUCUUACCUCGCAAGGGAGCUAUAUUUUGUUCUAUAGCCUGCUCCAAAGGCGAACCACCGACGCCGUCAGAUUCGUCAGGUCCUGGACCGAGACCGCCACGCGUGCCGAGACCGAGAAGAUUGCCUUCGCCGAAAUCACCAGAGAGAACUCCACCGAGGGAAGCCUCUCCUCACAUAGACGCAGAUUCGGAACCGAGCGCUUCUCUAGCCACUGAAUCACCGCCGCCUCACCCGCCGCCGCCGCCACAUCCUUGCCUGAGCUUAGACAGAGCGUUAGCUGACUUAAAGUUAGAACAAUCGAUAACCGAGCACCAAAUACCACCGACACCAACCUCAGAUGAAGUCCAAGAGUCCCCGGAAUCUAAUUGGAAACCACCUCAUCCUGUGGAAGCCCAAACGGUUAUAACACCCGGUCACUCAACGUCGAUGCCCGAAUUGACGCUCGUUGAUGGUAGGAGUCAGAAAAAGCCCCGAGGAGGACGAACCGUUCGUUUUUGUGGUGACGACAACGAAGCCUUCGAGCCUGAUGAACCUGAACGGAAAGACAAAAGUAAAGCGAGAGAUGACGACGCCAGCAGCUACUGCAGCACGUGCUCCUCAUCUUCCUCGUCCACCGAAUCUUACACUCUGCCUACCAGAAGAGCGUACGGCGGAGUCAGGAUAUCGUACGUGCCAAACGACGCCGUCGCUUGCGCGAAGAGGGAACGACAGAGAAAGAACAAUCAACCAGAUAAGAAUUGUAUCAUCUCGUGA